This is a messenger RNA of Bactrocera latifrons, 1034 nucleotides long. RefSeq lists its product as uncharacterized. The record is from RefSeq and is a predicted model, not a curated record. Lineage: Eukaryota; Metazoa; Arthropoda; Insecta; Diptera; Tephritidae. The coding region runs from base 468 to 764 and encodes 98 amino acids. The transcript has 3 exons.
GAAACAUUUAUUUAUGUUAAUAUUUGGAUUGUUUCCACUUUGCGGUUAGAAACAGCUGUAGGGUUCAUGGUGUUGUUUUAAGCCGUUUACAAAAUCGGUGUUCUAAUUUUUAAAAUUUGUAAACAAAGAAAUGACACUUUAAGCGAUUCCUCUAAUAAUGUCGUUGAAGCUUCGUGGUGAUUUCAAAAUAACAUUUUUUGUUAUGUUGUAUAUAUGUAGCAAAUAAGUAGUAAGGUUCGUAACAUAAACACAUUUUUUUCGCACAAUUUUGGGAGUCACGGUAAAUAUAUAUAUAUGUGAAUUUGCAAUGACUGUAUGUAUGUACAUUUGUACAUAAACUAAAACUGCAUAGACAUUUAGGUUUAAGUGUGGUCAAUCAUUUGCUGACGCAGAAGCCCUAACUCCAAUUAGCGAUCAGAGCCAAACAACAGCAGAGAUAAAUAAGCAUUUAUAAGUAUGCUAAUAAUAUGACAUCAGUAUUUAAUACAAUUAUGUGGCUUUGCCUAUUUGUUGUUGCUGUUAAAACGUGCAUUGCACUUGCUUAUGAUCCAAACGAUACAAAAAUCGCUUCAGUUAUUCCACCUGAAGGUUUUUUCGAGGCAUUUUACCCGAGAGAAAUGGAUGGUGUGCCCAACAGUGCUUCCCGUCCCGCUCAUGCGCACGGCAGUUUCUUUAAGCAUCGCAAUCCAGCUUUGGUGGACACAAAGAAUGCUGCAGCUUACGGAUAUCGUUUCGAUGGUAAAAGGCGUUUCAAUUUAAAGUAAAGAAGUUAAAUAAUAAUUACAUUAUGUGUGUUUCUUAUGGUUUUUAUGAAAAUUCAAUAAAAUAUAAAAUUAAUAAUAUAAAUAUGUAUAUCCAAUGGAGUAGGUUAGGCUUUGUUUACCAGCUUUUUAAGUUAAAAUACAUAUGUUCAUAUGUAUGGUAAAUACAUUAGUGUAUAUUAAUCCAUUAAAAUUACCAAUUGCUUUUCUACAAUUGAAAACAUCUCAUACAAUCAAACCGAAAUCACUCUACAAGAGUACCCAUAAUGAAUU